UCCGGUUGCCCGCCCUCGCGCGUCCCCACCACCCUCCCGCCAUACUCACCCUCGCGCGCGCGCGUUUCGGCCCUGCCCACUGCUGCCGACCCAUCCUCGCCCACUGUCUUCCGCUCGCAGUCGCUCGUUCUUUGUUCACUCGCGCGCUGCCCGUUUGUCGGUCGCAUUUGCGUGCUGGGCAGUUGCCCUGUGCGCUCUUCGUCGCCAUGCGGGUCGUCGGGUGUGUGUGUGCCCGCCUGCUCGUGUCUGCAUUCGUCGGCUGUGUCUGCACGCGGGGCGUUCGCCCUGCGCGCCCGCGGUCGGCGCGUGUGCUGUACUGCGCGUCGCCGCGUCCUGUGCCCACGUUUAGCUCGCUCGCUCGCGUCAGCACUCGCCUUCACUCCCUCGCCCAAGGCUGUUGUUCGCUAUCGCACCCACGGUUCACUCGUCGGCUGCGUCUGCGCGCAGGGCAUUCGCCGUUCUGCACGCCCCAGCCCUGCCCGUCGUCGCCCUCGCCUAUCCUUCGCUCGCAUGCCCGUCGUCCGUUCGUCGGGUGCGUUUGCGCGCUGGGCAGUUGUCGGGUGCGUUUACACGCUGGGCAGUUGUCGGGCGCCUUUGCGCGCUGGGUACUCGCGUUAGUGCUCGUGUUAGUGCUCGUGCACGCCGAGCCCGAGCCCCGUCGUGGUUAGACGCUAAGGGGUGGUGUCAGGAAAGGGACGGAGCGGCGACGGGA
Molecule: messenger RNA, 712 nt
Organism: Rhodofomes roseus
Lineage: Eukaryota; Fungi; Basidiomycota; Agaricomycetes; Polyporales; Fomitopsidaceae
Exons: 1
Coding region: 207-668 (153 amino acids)
Source: RefSeq, a predicted model, not a curated record